AUGCCAUGGAUGAAUUCUAACAACUUACCUAGUCCAAACAUAGCUAAUAACAUUUUAGAAUAUGAGAUUGGAACUAUCACAGAGAACAACAAUUUCAUAGAAGCAAUAUUUGCUUCAUCUGAUGACUAUAAACAAAGCAGCCCUAAUGGAGUACAAAAUGCAAAUACAUAUUAUAUGAGCAGCUAUAAUGGAGAAGCAAUAAUACCAGUAAUCUCAACUAACGCAGUUGAAACGAAAAAGGAGAAAAGCGUAGAAGAUGUAAAAGAUAUUGGUGCUUUUUCAGUACCGUAUUUUAUGUAUACCAACACACCGAAUGAAGUUCAAACAAAUAGCAACAAUAUUAACGAUGGAAUAAGUGCAUUAAAAGAAACAACUGUUAAUAAAUCUUACAGACCCAUUGAAUAUAUGACAAAUAUUGUAAAUGAUAAUAGUGCAUCAACUUUAUUCACUGAAAGUGUGAAUCAACAAAACACCUUAUACGAAGUACAGUCACUCGAAAGAACUGAAAAUGAUUAUAAUCCAGAUAACCUUAUAAGAUGCAAAAAUAGCAUCAUCAAUUAUUACCUACCCGAAAUUACAAAUGAAAAUUUAGAUAUAAUAAGAAUAGAAGCAAGUGCCAUUAACCAAAAUCAAGUAAACAAUUUAUAUAAUUUGGAAUCUUUACCAUAUACUGACGUUAAUUGUCAAAACCCUAGUACCAAUAAAAAAGUUUCAAAUGAUAAUAAUAAUCCCAUCGUUAAGGAUAAUAUAAAGAAGUACUUAAAUAGCAUUCGAAUGUUAAAAUAUUACCAAUCCAAGGGGCAAAACGAAGUUAAAACUCCGACAUUAAACCUUAAUAGUAAAGUUUCACCAAAGGUAGCGAAUAACCUUGUGAACACAAUAAACGCAGAACCCAUCAUCAGUAAUAUAAAAUAUGUACCAGACAAUAAAGUACUUAAAGAAACAGUCAAUAUUAUAGCAUUUCCAUCAGAGAGUAAUACAAAAGGUAUUUCUAAUUUUAAUGAUGAGCGACAGAACACUAAUAUUAAUAUUAAAUCUCCUAUGGACAAUAUUCUUCUUAAUUAUAACGACCUGCACUAUUUUCAAAACGAUAACUAUCAAAGAAAUAUAAUUAAUCCUUUAGUCAAUAAUAACUUAAAAUAUGUAACGAAUCACAAUAAUGAUUUUAUUAGUCACCCAUUAGUAGAUUUACUUCAAACUGAUUCAAACGCUAAUACUUUUAUCCCUUAUGCUUCAGUAAAAUCAGCAUCAGGAAUAUUAAGUAACGAGAAAAUAUCAAUCGAGAAUAUUAACCCCAUUUCAUAUGCAGUUCCAACAACUAGUAAUACAAUUUCCGAGUCAAAAAUAGCUUUAAAUACUAAAUUUUCUGAUUUAGUACCUGUAAUUAAUAAUUUCAAUAACCAGUUUCCAAAUAUUCAACCUGUUCUACCUUCAACUCCAUUUAAUAACGGAGAUUUCUUAUAUUAUACCAAGCCAGAAGAUAUAACAAUACAAAGUCAAAACUCUCUCCUUUCUCUUGAUGUUACUAAAUUGAAUAACUUAAAAACAAAUUCUGAAACCUACACUACUAGUGAAAUAUUAAGUCCACUAAAUACUCAAAUAGUUUCAAGGUCUAUAACGCCUGCAGAACAAAUUAAAACACAAUUGCCCGCUAUAAAAUUACCAAGAAAUCCUUCACAAUAUACGAAGUCAUAUAUCGGACUUAACUCAGUUCCUAAUUUAAGAACUGAUUUAAAUACAAAUACUUCUCCAGGAUUUACAAAAACAGUAGCAAAAUUCAAUUUAGAGAAAUUACCUAUAAAACCGGAAUUACUCGCGUCUGUCAAGCCGAUUCCUUCUUCAUCAUAUUCUUCAAGAUUUGGCGUCUCAAAGCUUCUGAAUACUGUUACUAAUAAAAGCCCCAACUUCCUAGAAAAAACUAAGAAUCCAUAUAGUAAUUAUUCACCAAACAUUGAAAAUUUUGAGUUCAAUUUAAAUAAAAACGUAAAUGAAGCCUUUCCCGGUGUACCUGCUUCAAACACACUCGAAAAUAUAAACGAAAACUCUAAUGUUAUCUACCGGUUGAAUACGAUUUCUUCAAGUUCGCCGAGUUUGACUAAUCCUCGAACCACCAAUGUAUUUCCUGAUAAUUCCUAUCAAAUUUUAAAUAAAAUCAAUCCAAUUAUUGAUCUUCCUAAACCUAAUCUAAAGCAAAUAAACCAAUACAAAUUUCUUCAGGAAAUAGAAACUCCUCAAUAUCCACUGAAUAUCAAGCAACCUGUGAAUCAACCUGAAAACUUUUUAUCAAAUAACAUUCCAAUACCUAACAUGUCUCCAAAAUAUCCAGCUAAUAUCAAUACGGCAUCUCCGUCUUUGUAUCCAACAUCCUCAAUUUAUAAUAAUAUUCCACUAGUCAAAACACCACCAAAUAUCCCAAUCAAUGAAACUCCAGAAAAUGAACCCGAUAACUCGUUAAAAUAUGUAAAUAAUGCAGCGAUUUCUGGUAAUUUUCCAAACCUUCCAUCUUCUUAUAUUUUUUCACAGGAUUUCAUUCCUUCCAUCGCAAAUACAAAUUUGAAAUCUAUCCAACCAGACACUUCACCGUUACUUUUCAUAUCUUCAGCCCCUGACAUAAAGGAAGUUCCUAUAAUUUCAUAUAUUAAUAAUAAUGGAAAAUAUACGACACAAGACUUUCCGAGAGAUUAUCCUAAGAACAGUGGAUUACCGUUUCAAAAGCAAUAUGAAUCGUCUCCCAAUUAUCUCAACACUGGAUAUAUUACCUCAAUAUCAUAUUUACCUAAAGUUAAUCCUUCACAAAAUUAUAUUCUUCCUCAGGCCAGUGCAAGCUACUUAAAUUUACCUUAUAAUAAUCCCCUAUCUUCACAAAUAGAGAAAAUGUUAUCCCCAUCAGGUGUCGUGGGAUCAAUAAACGAUGCCGCUUCUGUAGUAACUAAAAACGUACUAACCACUUUAUUAUUAAAGAAAUUGACACAAAAUAAAACUCCAAAAAAUAUUCAACCUGCUAGUCCACCACCAAGACCUGAAACAUUUUAUCCUCCGCCACGAGCAGUUGUCGAUCCAUCAAUAUUUUGGGAACCCUUUUAUAUUUAUGACACUUAUGAGCCACAAAGAAAAGUUUUAAAAAACGCGCAGCUUUACAAUGGCUUCGAAGUACCAGACUUAUUAUCUCAGUUAGACUUUGAAAUACCAAAUAUAGUACCAGACUACUCGGAUUUAACAGACUUCAACAACUUUGAAUCGGAAGUUUCAAAUAUGACUCCAUAUAUGGCUUCUCUAACAGUUAACGUUAUGCCAGUAAUAGAAGAGUUUGGGUUUAAAUUUAAAGGUUCUCCUGAUCUACCGUGUUUUGACUAUCCAAGUAUUUCGCCUUCUUACUUGCCAGAACCAGUUUUACCUUCUCCUCCGGUAAUAGACUUAUCAGCAAUGACGACCAAAAAUAAAGAUGACAGCGAACUCGGUCGUUUACUACGAUUAUUAGUUUUGAAUGAACUGUUAAAUAACAAUGAUUUUAAUGAAGGCGAAGCGUUGGAAACUGCUAUGGCCUUAUUGUUUUUAACUUAA
Diatraea saccharalis (sugarcane borer) is the source of this 3561-nucleotide messenger RNA. The record is from the annotation of a GenBank genome assembly. Lineage: Eukaryota; Metazoa; Arthropoda; Insecta; Lepidoptera; Crambidae.